Triticum dicoccoides is the source of this 629-nucleotide messenger RNA. RefSeq lists its product as uncharacterized. The transcript has 2 exons. Bases 80 to 532 code for a protein of 150 amino acids. NCBI's taxonomy places the organism in Eukaryota, Viridiplantae, Streptophyta, Magnoliopsida, Poales, Poaceae. The record is from RefSeq and is a predicted model, not a curated record.
ACCAAUAAGCCCCCCUGCAUCUCCCGAGCGUCGAGUAGAGCCAGAGUUUGCUUCGAGAGAUUAAAUUUAAUCCAUCGAGAUGGCGUCGCAGGUGAUCGGGGUGAACAGGGAGGGGGCGGAGGUGUACCACGGCGCGGCGCAGUGCGCAGAGAAGGCGGUGGAGCUGCUGGCCGAGACGAACAUGCCGCUGGGCCUGCUGCCGCUGGCGGACAUUGAGGAGGUCGGCUACAACCGCUCCACGGGCUUCGUGUGGCUGCGCCAAAAGAAGGCGCUCACGCACACCUUCAAGCAGAUCGGGAGGCUGGUCUCGUACGCCACCGAGGUGACGGCCUUUGUCGAGGACCGCAAGAUGAAGCGCAUCACGGGGGUCAAGAGCAAGGAGCUCCUCAUCUGGGUCACCGUCUGCGACAUGUACAUCGACAAGAACGACCACUCAAAGAUCACGUUCAAGACGCCCACCGGACUGGGAAGGACCUUCCCCGUCUCCGCCUACGGAAAGGAGGACGACAACAAGCACGACCUGGCCAAAUAAGAAACCACGGCCGGCAUAAGUGAGAUUACGAAGUUGUAAUACACUACUUUGGUAUUUUGCCGGAUUUUAAAUCGCAGUCGAUGAGAAAUGUCGGCUC